GACAAACGUCAAGUUUUGUUGACAAAUGUGUCGUCUUGUAAGCCGCGACUCAACUUAAUUUUCCGGUGAUUUUUGUUUCAUAAUUAAUAGCGAGAAGCAUGAAGUUUUCCUACAAGUUUUCUAACCUUCUCGGAACGAUUUAUCGGAAAGGCAACGUUACCUUCACGCCGGACGGCAAUUCGAUAAUAAGCCCGGUUGGGAACAAGCUGACAAUCUAUGACCUUAAAAACAACAAAGCGCAAACUCUGUCACUCGAGAGCAAAUUCAAUUACAAUGUGGUCGCCCUUUCGCCAGACGGUGCUCUUCUGCUCGCAGUCAACGAACAGGGAGAAGCCCAGCUCAUUAGUAUGGUCUCCUGCACGGUAAUCCACCGACACAAGUUCCAGAAGGAAGUGCAGUGCGCCCAGUUCAGCCCCGACGGUAGACACUUUGCAGUUGCCAAGGACAACUCUGUUUUCAUUUUCCGUAGUCCGGGAGAAAUCACUGGCGAGUACAACCCUUUUGUGCUGGAACGGCACUUCUACGGGGCCUAUGACGACGUUGUCUGGCUGGAGUGGUCGAGCGACUCUCGGUUUCUGGCUGUUGCGUCGAGGGAUGGUUCCACCAAAAUCUGCGGGGUCGGAUACUAUAACAACUUUAGGACGUACAUGCUCGGGGGUCACACUGACUCAAUCGUUGGAUGCUUCUUCGAGAAGGAGAGCAUGCACGUGAACACAUUGGGCCGAAAUGGACAGCUAAACAUUUGGGAAUGCAGCCUGGAACCAUCCGAUCUAACUCCAAAAGACUUCAAAAAACCUUCCGAGGAGCCAAACGUGAAGAAGCAGAAAGAAGAAUCCGAGCCGGACUCGGAAGACGACAUCGACAAUCAGGACGCCAUUGAGCGGAAGGAAUCGGACACUGCGGAGAAAUUGGAAUUAGUUAGCAGCGAUCAGGAGCCGGGCAACUCGAAGAAGCCGCAUCCGUUCUCUUAUAGAAAGUUGGGACGACACUUCCUGGCGAUCGAAGCGAAAAAAGAAAGUUACGACGCUCAUGUGACCGCUGCCACGUACCACAAAAAGACGAGAAUUUUGGUGAUUGCCUUCUCGACAGGCUCGUUCUUCCUCUAUGAACUCCCUGACGUGAAUAUGAUCCAUUCGCUGAGCAUAGCCGGUCACGCCAUAACGACAGCUGCCUUCAAUGCAACUGGUGACUGGAUUGCCCUUGGCGCUGCCGGGAUAGGACACCUGUUGGUGUGGGAAUGGCAAAGCGAGCAGUACAUCAUGAAGCAACAAGGACACUCCAGCGAAAUGAAUUGCAUAUCCUACUCGCCGGACGGUCAGUACAUUGCGACGGGAGGCGAGGAUGCUAAGGUGAAACUGUGGAAUGUAACCAAUGGAUUUUGUUUUGUCACCUUCCACGAGCACUCGAGCAGUAUCACAGGAAUUGAGUUUGGAAACAGCAAGAAGUUCCUGGUUAGCUGCUCCCUAGACGGAACUGUCCGGGCCUAUGACAUAAUCAGGUAUCGCAACUUCCGAACAUUUACAUCCCCACGUCCAGUUCAAUUCGCGUGCGUAGCUCUCGAUUACUCCGGCGAACUGGUGGCGGCAGGUGGCCAGGACGUUUUCGAAAUCUAUUUGUGGUCCAUGAAAUUAGGGCGUCUUCUGGAGAUCUUGAGUGGACACGAGGGUCCCGUCUCGUCAAUAGCAUUUUCUCCCAAUCCAACGUCAACAGCUAUGGUGUCGGGAUCGUGGGACAAAACCAUUAAAAUUUGGAAUUGCCUGGAAAGUUCAGGGGACCACGAGACAAUCGACACUUUGUCCGAUGUAACUUGCUUGGCAUUCAACCCGAAUGGGGAAGAGGUGGCGGUCUCAACACUGAAUGGAAACAUUUCGAUCUUUCACCUGAAAACAUCACAGCAAAUUGGCUCAAUCGAAGGCAAAAACGACUUGGGAAGUGGCGUAUCGGAGGUUGAUAUGGUUACCGCGAAGAAGAACCUUGAAGGAAAAGCCUUCACAUCCCUAACCUACUCAGCCGACGGGCAAUGCCUUCUAGCCGGGGGUAAGUCGAAAAACGUCUGCAUCUACCACGUCCGCGAGGCAAUUCUUCUGAAGAAGUUCGAGAUCACUCAGAACCACAGUUUCGAUGGUUUGGAUGAUUACAUCAAUCGUCGCAACAUCACCGAGUUCGGAAACAUGGCUCUGGUGGAGGAACGUGAACAACUUGAGGGCGGUAACGUAGCGAUUAGAUUACCUGGUGUUCUUAAGGGCGACAUGGCUUCCAGGAAUUUCAAGCCAGAGGUUAGGGUGUUCAGUGUUAGAUUUUCUCCCACAGGGCAAUCAUGGGCGGCAGCGACAACUGAGGGACUUCUUAUAUAUUCGUUGGAUAAAGGAGUUGUUUUCGAUCCGUUCAACCUUUCACUGGAGGUCACCCCCAAAUCUACUCGUGAAUGCCUCAGGAACGAGGAAUUUUCAAACGCACUCAUUAUGGCAUUGAAACUCAACGAACCGGUCUUGAUUCAAGAAGUUCUCGAGAAAAUUCCAUUCAAAGAAAUCGACCUAAUAUCAUCGAAUUUAUCCCACGAAUAUGCGCACAGACUUCUUCAAAACAUUUCAAAGCUACUUCAAUCAACCCCGCAUGCAGAGUUCUACCUGAAAUGGGCUUGUUGUUUGCUAACAGACCAUGGCAACAAGGAUAAUGUGUUCCAGCAUCAGACGUUGCUUUCUUUGCAUGAAAGUCUGUCGAAAAAAUAUGAAAUGUUGAACAGAAUGUGUGAUUUUAACAAAUAUACGCUGAAGGUUAUCCUCAGUUUGCCAAAGAAGGAGGCGAAGUCAAGUGCGACGAAUGGAAAUCAUGAAGCGGAAGAUGAGAAUGAAGAGAAUUUAGUUUUAGUUAGAAAUAAUGAAAAUGGGAAUGAGAGUUCGGAUGAAAGUAUGAAUGAUAGUAAUGCGAGUGAUAGUGACUGAGAAUAAAGUAAAACUAUGAA
This is a messenger RNA of Hermetia illucens (black soldier fly), 2962 nucleotides long. RefSeq names its product periodic tryptophan protein 2 homolog. Lineage: Eukaryota; Metazoa; Arthropoda; Insecta; Diptera; Stratiomyidae. Gene Ontology annotation, cellular component: Pwp2p-containing subcomplex of 90S preribosome; small-subunit processome. The record is from RefSeq and is a predicted model, not a curated record. The transcript is spliced from 13 exons. Gene Ontology annotation, biological process: maturation of SSU-rRNA from tricistronic rRNA transcript (SSU-rRNA, 5.8S rRNA, LSU-rRNA); ribosomal small subunit assembly. Gene Ontology annotation, molecular function: protein binding. The coding region runs from base 99 to 2942 and encodes 947 amino acids.